Symbiodinium natans is the source of this 3156-nucleotide messenger RNA. The record is from the annotation of a GenBank genome assembly. NCBI's taxonomy places the organism in Eukaryota, Dinophyceae, Suessiales, Symbiodiniaceae.
AUGACGUGCCAGGACCUGAACUCUGGCACGAACGGCUGGUGUUGGCUCAUGCGAGAAAUGAGGACCAUGCUGUGGCCACGCCAGACUCCGAUGUCUGCAGAGAACAGCUCUCCUUGCAUCUCGGGGAAUGCGGGCAAGGGGUCUUGGGAGGAGGCCUCCCUGUGGGCAUCCGUGCAGUCAACCCGAGACGGAGAAGGAGGUCAACCUUACGAUCAGCUCCCUGAAUUCAAUGUUUGGUUGUGGUCGUGGGAAAACGCUGCAAUCCUUGGAGUCAAAGUUGAUGGGCGCAUCCGUUGCACAGAAGGAGGCACUCCAUCAUGUGAAGAGUUCGGUUUGCGAUGGUUCCUCCUCCUGAGGACUUGUCCGGCCCAGAGGCGCUUCGGCAAGCUUCGGGCUCUUGGGGGCGACGUCGAAGACCAAUCGGCGGGAGCCCUCGCGUCAUAUGAUCCCGAAGGGGUUUCAAUACCAGGCGACGGGUGGAAGCCCGUGGACCUGGGAGAUCUUUGGGGCACCGACGGGGGUGAGAAUGUUGGCGACUACGUACAGCGACAGUUGCUGCCAGCAGAUGAGGCACGUUCCAGACUGAAGUCAUGUGGCUUAGUUCGUCCUUACUCAGACCCGAAGCUCCGUGAUCCCAAGACCUACGGCGAGUUUGUGCGCAGGCUGCUUCGAGCCAACAUCGUGGAGAUUGGGCUCGAGCCGGGAUCCGAGGAGAUAGGGAUUUUCUUCGUUAGCAAGAAGAACGGUCGCUUGAGAUUGAUCAUUGAUGCACGCAAGAGUAAUUGUCACUUUGCCGACCCAGCACAUGUGCAGUUGGUGACAGGGGAUGGCCUCGGCAACAUUGAAGUUGAGGAGGGUGUCGACCUCAUAAUUUGCAGUGCUGACUUAAAAGAUGCCUUCUACCAUUUGGCGCUUCCUGAGGCUCUUCGACCUCUUUUUACCCUACCAGGCGUUGAUGGACGCCAUCUCCGAGGGCUCACAGUCGGGGGCCAACUUGCCAAACCGGGAGUUAGAUACUAUCCGAGAUUGGCCGUAGUGCCCAUGGGCUGGAGCUGGGCCUUGUACAUUUGCCAAAAAGUGCACGAACGUCUUGCUCAACAGGCCGGACUGGUCGACUCCGACAGGCUGGUUGACAGGCGCCCGGCUCCUUCGGCUCAGGCCAUGCACGCUCAGUAUGUCGACAACCUUGUAGUUAUCGGCCAUGACCAAGAAAAAGUGCUCGGCAUGUACCAGCGUGCUGUCAAGGUGCUCAAGGACAGCGGCCUCGAGGUCCACGAAGAGGAGGUCAACGAGCAAGGCGCCACAGUCUUGGGCUGGGAGUUCACUAGGGAUGGGGUGUUUAGACCGUCACGUCGACGAGCAUGGAAGACACGCUUGGCUAUCAGAGCUCUACUUGCCAGGGGGAGAUCUUCAGCUCGCCAACUUGAAAAAGUCAUUGGUCACUGCACCUUCAUCUCGCUUGCCAGGCGCGAAUCUUUGUCGGUGUUCGGAGAGGUGUAUCGGUUGAUUCGACGCAACUACUCGCAUGACAAAGAGGUUCCCAUGCCGCGUCUUGUUCGAGCCGAGCUACAAAAAUGGGAUGGUCUAUUGCCGCUCAUCUACAGGAGGCUUGGGGCCAAGUGGUCGUCGACAGUGCACGCGGUUGACGCGAGUGAAUGGGGACUCGGAGUCACCACAUCUCACUUCGAACCUGAAGAGGCAAAAUCUCUAGGGAAAUAUAGCGAGAGGUGGAGGUUCAAGGAGUCCUUGUCCAGUCACGCGCGGGCCCAGGUGUUCUUCGAUCGAGAGACUCAAUCUGCUGAAGGUGAAGGCUUGAUGGUUGUGCAGGACAGUGAUGUGAACGCCUCGACGAGUUUCGUGCCACCCGUGCCUUUCUCAGCAGUGUCCAGGAAGUGGGUGACGGUUGGACGGCAUCGGUGGCGACGUCCCAUCACGCUGCCGGUUGGGGAGGUGGGUGGGUCCCAAGUUCUCCAAAACAAGUCCCGGCGCGGCGCCAUGGUGAUAUACCGCGACCUCGGGAGGGCCGACUCGCAGCCGAUGAGCAAGCGACCAAGGACGGGGAGCAGACCAAAGGCAGCGGCGGCAGAGGUUCUGAGCGUGGCGGCCGAGGAGAUGAGAGGUGCAUGUCAAGAAGCAAGCCGGAAGGAAGUGAAGCGGAGGCGAAAAUGCGCACGGGCCCGCCUCAGCAGAGCCGACCCCAACAAGACGAUCCUGGAGCAGGCCGCAGUGUCAGCGCCAUGCCGUGCAAGGUACAAAAUGUUGUGGGAAACGAUCCGACCCAAGAUCGAGAAAUCCAACGGUCUCCUGAAGGACAAGGCCGAAGUAGAGAACGUGGUGUGCAAUCACUUGGAGGAGAUGUAUAUGGACGGAGACGAUCUGGCCACGGGACGUUACCUGGUGGCUGCCAUAAUGUACUUCUGUGUGGCGCUCAAGGUUUGCGGGCUGCAGGGACUUCCAAGGAUCAGACAGAGUCUGAAUGGAUGGCAGAAGCUAGCGCCGGCAAAAAGCCGGCUACCGAUACCGUUCGAAGUGGUGGCCCUCAUCAGCACUUGGGCCAUCAAAAGUGGACACAUCCAGAUAGCCCUCCUCAUUCUCCUAUCGUUCAUGCUGUACUUGAGGCCGUCCGAAGGCCUGAAGUUGCGGUGCCAGGAUGUGGUGAGGCCAACGCGCAAGAAGGGGGCCUUCUCCAUGUGGACGUUCAUCCUCCAUCCGUACGAGGAAGGGGUGCCUUCAAAGACACAGGAGUUCGACGAGUCGCUCCAGCUGGACCUCGCCUACCACAAGGAGAUGGGGGCAGCGCUGUGGAGGGCGCUCAACCUGCAGGCUCGGGCUCCAGGAGACAAGGUCUUCUCCGUUACGACUUCAGAAGUGAACGAGCUGCUGGCGUCUGCGAGGGAUGCGCUCAACCUUGGUCCCCUCGGAGUUUUGCAUAUGUAUCGACUACGGCACGGAGGAGCGUCCCACGACUAUGCCAACGGUUUGCGAGACUUGGCAAGUGUACAGGCGCGAGGACGCUGGCAGGCUGCUCGGAGUGUGAGACGCUACCAGAAAGGAGCCAGGCUGGCGCAAUUGUUCGCAAGCCUCAAAGACGCCGUGCAGCACGAGUGUCUGAUGGCCACCGACGGGCUGGACGCGCUCCUCCGCUCCCUGCGCUGA